AUGUUAUUACCGAGUCGCCGAGGUUUAACGAUGGAGAUUAGAUGGGUGCAACAUCCAUACACCCAUGUCCUUAUAUUGUUCAGCCUGUGUCUGGUUUGGGGAAAUCCUACCAGCGCCCCUGGACCAAAACCCAUCACACAACCCUGCAGUAGUUUCUCUGGAACGUUAUGUGAAGAGUGUCUGAGAAAUGUUUCUUGCCUUUGGUGUAUUACCAACAAGACUUGCCUUGAGUAUCCAGUGAGGCACAUUUUCCCUCCAUCUUCAGUGUGUGCAAUGUCAGAUGCUAGAUGGGGAGUAUGUUGGAUAAACUUUGAAGCGUUGAUCAUUGCAAUGGGUGUAGUAGCUGGAGUGAUCAUAUUAAGCAUCACCGUGUGUUGCUGCUAUUGUUGUUACUGCAGGAAGAGUUCAAGUUCAAGAUUAAGACUAGAAGCAGAAGAGGAGACUUUGAUCAGAGAACGUGAAAAAAGAAAGCAAGAUGCACUUCAGAGAAAGACUGAAAGGACUCAAAAGCAUAAUGAGAUCCGUAAGAAAUAUGGUCUCUUACAGGAUAUGGAUCAUCCGUACAGCAAGUAUGAGAAUGACUAAUAACAACCUUGUAAUGAAUGCUGCUUGGUCCUGUAUCCCAGAAGCUUUGGAUUCCUCAAGAAAGAUGUCAUUGUGAUUAACCUAACUAAACGUGUGGAUGUUCCAGUUACUUUCUGUGAUUUCAUUUUUUUUUUCUUUGCCGUGUAGUUUUAAAUCUAAAUCUUCCACUUUCGGUGUACUGCAUUAAAGCAAUAGUCUACAAUAUAUUUUUUAUUGUUUUAAAAGAUAGAAAAUCUCUUUAUUACCCUUUCCCCAGUUUUAAAUGACCAACCUGUUUAUAUUAAUGUACGUUUUACCUUUGUGAUUACCUUGUAUCUAAGCAUCUUCUGACAGACCCCUGAUCACAUGACUUUUUAUUUAUUAUCUAUUGACUUGCAUUUAGUACUGUGUUGUGCUAUAUCUUAAAUAACUCUGUAGGUGUGAACACAUUGUUAUCUUAUAUGGUCCACAUGAACUAGCAGUCUCCUGUUGUGAAAAGCAAAUAAAAAAGCAUGUGAUUUAAGAGGCUGUCGAUAAUGGCUUAGAAACAGUCAGAAAUUUAGAGGUUUAAAUGUUAUAAAGUAUAUUAAUCGAACACUGUAGGUUGUGCAAAGCUGGGGAAUUGGUAAUAAAGACAUUAUCUUUUUA
Messenger RNA from Bombina bombina (fire-bellied toad), 1212 nucleotides. RefSeq names its product pituitary tumor-transforming gene 1 protein-interacting protein. Gene Ontology annotation, cellular component: nucleus; cytoplasm. The transcript has 7 exons. NCBI's taxonomy places the organism in Eukaryota, Metazoa, Chordata, Amphibia, Anura, Bombinatoridae. Bases 1 to 585 code for a protein of 194 amino acids. Gene Ontology annotation, biological process: protein import into nucleus. The record is from RefSeq and is a predicted model, not a curated record.